AUGUUUGAAGAAGUGGAGCAAUGGUUCGAGUUGAACAAGGUCCAAGCUCCUGGUGCUCACACGAAUACGAGAUUGGAGAGUGAAGACAAAUGGAAUCCGCCUGAGAAUGGAGUCAUAAAGUGUAAUAUUCAUGCAAACUGGAGGAAUGCUCUUCUUCAUAGUUGUGUUGCUUGGAUUGCAAGAGAUCAGAUGGGUAAUGUCUCAUACCAUGCUCGUGAUGCGAUAACUCACGCUCCUAAUCGCUUUGUGGCGGAGCUCCGAAGCGUGAUAUGGGCUCUCUCUAGCUUGCGGGACCUAGGAAUAUCGAAAGUGACUGUUGCUGUGGAUUAUCACGAGGUAGUAGAAGCUCUGAAGAAGCCUCAACCAUGGCCUAGAUACAUGAAUUUGUUGGAAAAAAAUCAGAAAACUCAAGGAAGAUUUUGA
Messenger RNA from Brassica napus (rape), 423 nucleotides. RefSeq lists its product as uncharacterized. Gene Ontology annotation, molecular function: RNA-DNA hybrid ribonuclease activity; nucleic acid binding. The coding region runs from base 1 to 423 and encodes 140 amino acids. Lineage: Eukaryota; Viridiplantae; Streptophyta; Magnoliopsida; Brassicales; Brassicaceae. The record is from RefSeq and is a predicted model, not a curated record. The transcript has a single exon.